AUGGGUCCAAUUGACGCAAAUCCAACCUCUAUUCCAUUAAUUUAUGGAGGAAAACUUUCUAUUCAACAACAUCACCAUCAAUCAUAUCAACAACAACAACAACAACAACAACAUCCAACAAUCAUUCAUCACGACCAACACCAACACCAACACCAUCAUCAACCACAACAACAACAACUUGAACAUACUUCCAUUCAACAAUACCAUCACCAACAACAGCAACAACAACAAAAAGAGGAAAAGAUCAACAACAUUGGUAAAAUCUACCAUUCAACAUCUUCAAAUUCUUCUUAUGCCAACAACCAUCAUCAUCAUCAUGAUGACAACCAACAACAAACCCACCAUCAUCAUUUCGUUCAAAAGAUUAUUGGAGAAACAAGUAGAGAUCAUAACACCAUUCUCCUCCCAGCAAUCCCAGAUUUGAUCGGUCCAAACAAUGCCAACCAUCAUCACCACCACCAUCACAACUCUAACUCUUCAUCCUAUCAUACAUUUAACGCCAACAACAACCACUACAACUCUUAUCAACCACAACCAUUGCAUCUCCACAACCAACCUGGAAGCUACUCUUAUUCGUCAUCUUUGUCUGCUGCCGCUGACCAUCCAAGCCAGCAACAUGGUGGAUACUCAUCGCAUCAUCCAACCCCAUUGACAGUAUCAUCGUCAUCAAUGUGCACCACCCCCAACACAUCGCCCCUUUUGUCACCAAGUUCUUCGUUUGUCUUGACCACUCCACUCAACUUUUCUCAUCAUACCAAUUCGACCAAUAACAACAACAACAACAAUAAUGUCGCAUUGAUUACCCAUGCCGACUUUGAAAGAGAGAUGAGAAGAAAGACUGUUAGCAGCUUAAAGUCAUUCUCUGGUUCCAUCGAGUCGCCAAGUUAUUACCAACAAGACCACUACCAACAAACCAAUUACAUUCCAAAGAAGCAAAAGACCUCAGAGUCUAUCUCACCACCAGAGACUCCAUCAUCAUCAUCAACAUCGACAUCAGCAUCUGUCAUCAACUCUGUUGAAAGUCUAGCCAAUUACAUUACCGAUCUUGCCAAUCAUUAUCGUAGUCAUGACAAUAACAACAAUAACAUGACCAAUGGUAAUAGUAACAAGUCUAGUAGUCACGGAUCACCUGUACAAAUGUCUUCAUUGUCGUCGUUGUCUUCGUCGUCACCUGUUGGAGCAAGAAGUGCCAGUCCCCAGAGCAGCAACAACAACAGUAGUGAGCCAUCGUCGCCCGAGCCAUACCAAUCCAUUUCCAACCUUUUAACUGCCUCUUUGCAAAACCUCUCGUCGCUCUCAUCGUCGUCGUCUGCCCCCACCCCUAUAAAUCUCCACCAUUCCAGCCCGUCCCUCCCAACCUCUUCUUCUGCUGCUGCCUCUGAACAACCAUCGACUGUUUCAUGUAGUUGUGUGUCUCGUUCCAAGAGCGAGUCCAAGCAACCAGUCAUUGUCAACGGCCAGCCAACACCCUAUGUCGAGUCGGAAGAGUACACAGUGCCACUCGAGUACUUUGACGAGUGGUUAGAGACCGAGGCCAAGAUCAGUGGUGUCUCUUAUAUCAAGAGUGGAGGCAAGGUGAUUGGAGCACACGCCGACAGAAAGACACUCAACCUCAAGGCCGAGUAUGAGCGUCCACGUUCCGGAAUCCGCAAGACCAAAAGAGAACUAUUGUGGACACAGAAAUAUGUCUGCAGCAGAGGUGGCCAACCAAAGGCCAAGCGCGAGUACGACUACACCAUCAAGGAACAGGUAGAGUUGUCUGGUCGCAAAAAGUCAGUGUCUAAAAAGUGUGGUUGUCAAAGCAGAAUCGUCAUCUCGGUCUAUGCCGAUGACAAGUCAUUGGCUGUCGUUAGAAAGAUCGCCGAUCACUCUGCUCAUAUGCUCCCCGAACAAAUACUCUACCUUAAAUCAAACUCUGUCAAUCAAAAACAUUUUUGUUUAAUUCAUAAUCAUCCAGAUAAUUAUAACAAUCAAAAUAAUAAUAAUAAUAAUAAUAAUAAUAAUAAUAAUAAUAAUAAUAAUAAUAAUAAUAAUAAUAAUAAUAAUAAUAAUAAUAAUAAUAAUAAUAAUAACACAACUAUUUCCACUUCUUCAUCUUCAUCUAACAAUAAUAAUAAUAACACUAGUAGUAGUAAUACUAAUAAUAUUUCAUCGAUUCAAGCAUCGAUUGAUUCUCAUCACUCACAACAUUACCAACAACAACAACAACAACUCCAACUUUCAUCAAACAACAAUAACAAUACAAUUUCAUCCAGUUCCGACACUAGUAUUCAUCAUCAUCAUCACCAUCAACUACCAUCACCAAUUCAUUUAAAUAGUUAUUUACAACAACCACGUUAUAAUAGUCAUGUUCAUAACUUUUAA
Messenger RNA from Cavenderia fasciculata, 2364 nucleotides. RefSeq lists its product as uncharacterized. The transcript has 2 exons. The coding region runs from base 1 to 2364 and encodes 787 amino acids. NCBI's taxonomy places the organism in Eukaryota, Evosea, Eumycetozoa, Acytosteliales, Cavenderiaceae. The record is from RefSeq and is a predicted model, not a curated record.